AUGGAUUCAGAUUCUAACGUCGAAUGUAAAAUAGUGGUUGUUGGAGACAGUCAGUGUGGUAAAACCGCUCUGUUGAACGUAUUCGCCAAAGAUUGUUUCCCUGAGGGCUACGUGCCCACAGUGUUUGAAAACUACACGGCAAGCUUUGAUCUGGAAUUGCAGAGAGUCGAGUUGCGGCUGUGGGACACUUCAGGUUCUUCCUACUAUGACAACGUGCGGCCUCUUUCCUACCCUGAUGCUGACAUAGUCCUCAUCUGCUUUGACAUCAGCAGGCCAGAAACCUUAGAUAACAUUCUCAAGAAGUGGAGAGCAGAGAUUGAAGAGUUCUGUCCCAACACCAAGUUGCUGCUGGUUGGAUGCAAGUCAGACCUCCGGACAGACCUCUUCACCAGAUCCCACAACAGACAGACUCCAGUAUCAUAUGAUCAGGGCUCCAACACAGCCAAGCAGCUGAGCGCCCCCUACCUGGAGUGUUCCUCACUGCAGUCGGAGAACAGCAUCAGAGACAUUUUCCACGUGGCCACGCUGGCCUGUGUCAGUAAACACAACAAGAACAUGAAGAGAAGGAAGUCCUUCAGGGCCACGAAGAGGAUGUUUCACAGUGGAAGAGACAUCUCCACUGUGGUAACACCACACUAUCAGCAGACCAAAGCUAAAAGCUGUGCUGUCAUGUAAACACAAACACAUAAUACGAACCAGAAGUUCUGUCAGCUGAUGAAAACUGUUUCCGUCACCUCAGAGUGGGGUGUUCUGAGGUGUAUAUGGGCUGGGCAUUAUUUGAAAAUGAAGACUGUUUUGAUGCUUUGGGGAAAAACUGUGCCAAGCAGACUCUAUGUACACAUUUGACUGAAAGAAUACAAUCUGGAGUAUACAUUGACAGAAAAAUGAUGGGCUCCGAACUAAAAAGAAGCAGAUUUCACCUCAAUUCCUACGAACUUUCACACAAACAUAUAUGUGCAAUAAACCAUCACCUGCAGCUAAAGCUAGAUGACAAAACAAAAGGAAAACUUUGUUUGUUAGUAAAAUGUUGACCACAAGGACAGCUUCACUGCUUCUUUGAGUAGACAUUCCCUCUUCUGGGUUUGGACGAUGGUGGCUGACAAGUAGCUCCAAAAACUCCCAUAGGUGUCUAGUUGGGCUGACAUCUGAUGACUGAUGAUGUGAAUGGUUUCAUAUGAUUCACAUAAUUUUCAUUUUCAUCAAGCCA
Molecule: messenger RNA, 1207 nt
Organism: Scomber scombrus (Atlantic mackerel)
Lineage: Eukaryota; Metazoa; Chordata; Actinopteri; Scombriformes; Scombridae
Product: rho-related GTP-binding protein RhoE-like
Exons: 5
Coding region: 1-675 (224 amino acids)
Biological process (GO): small GTPase-mediated signal transduction
Molecular function (GO): GTP binding; GTPase activity
Source: RefSeq, a predicted model, not a curated record